This is a messenger RNA of Mizuhopecten yessoensis (Yesso scallop), 7885 nucleotides long. RefSeq names its product protein dopey-1-like. The coding region runs from base 105 to 7844 and encodes 2579 amino acids. The transcript has 29 exons. Gene Ontology annotation, biological process: Golgi to endosome transport. Gene Ontology annotation, cellular component: trans-Golgi network; endosome. NCBI's taxonomy places the organism in Eukaryota, Metazoa, Mollusca, Bivalvia, Pectinida, Pectinidae. The record is from RefSeq and is a predicted model, not a curated record.
GUUUAUGACGCUUCAAUCGAUUGGUCCUACGUGAUAACAAAUGCAUAUUUUAUUUACAUCACAUAGCCUUUCAUAGUAUGAAAAGGUGGAACAGCUGAGUCAGGAUGAGUGCACUAUCUAUCCUGGCGGAGGAGUGUGAGUUGCUGAAUGACUCUAAAUACAGGGCCUACAUCACACAAGUGGACAAAGCCCUCCGCAGCUUUGAGAACACCAGUGAGUGGGCAGAUCUCAUCUCUGCUCUAGGGAAACUAAACAAGGUCUUGUUGGGACAUGUCAAGUUUCCUGUUAUUCCUAAGCGUGUCACAAUAGGAAAACGACUGGCCCAAUGUCUUCAUCCUGCCCUUCCGAGUGGCGUUCACCUUAAAGCUCUUGAGACCUAUGACAUCAUCUUCAAAUGUAUUGGUACCCAGAGGCUUGCUCAGGACCUGUUUAUAUACAGUGCUGGACUAUUUCCCUUACUGGGCCAUGCAGCGAUGAGUGUAAAACCCACCCUACUAACAGUGUAUGAGCGUCACUUCAUUGGUCUAGGCAGGCACAUCAAGCCAGGCCUUAAUGGUCUGCUCCUUGGACUUCUCCCGGGAUUGGAUGAAGGAGCUGAGUAUUAUGAUAGGACAAAUGGCCUGCUUGAGGAUUUCUGUGAGUCAGCAGAGCCCGAGUAUUUCUAUACCUGUAUGUGGGAGUGUGUUAUGUCCUGUCCCAGUGUUCGUUUGCCCGCCAUCACCUUCCUCCUAGCACACUACAACAAGAAACAAACAAUGGAGGACCAGAUCUACAUGAUGGGACUCAACAUCGACCUCAUGGUUGAGGCUAUGUGCAGUGCUGCCCAGGACUCUGUCGUUCUGGUACAGAGGAUACUGCUCGACUUUCUACUCAUUGCCUUUCCCAUGCGUAAUGGUCAGCUCACCAAGGCUGACAUGGCCAAGAUUGUUAAGUCUGUCAUCAACGUGGUACUACGCAGGGACAUGUCGCUCAACCGCCGCUUAUAUGCCUGGCUUCUUGGCACGGGAGCGAACAGUUCUGGCAACAUCAGCCGUCAGACAGCUGACAAGUCGAAGCAGUUACGUAAGGACAGCAUGACCAGCGGUAGUGAAAUUGAUCUCCUGUAUUUCCGCACACACUCGAAGGAUCUCCUGAUACAUGCUCUCAAACAGAAACUCUCCGACGCCAGCGAGGAUGAGAACUUUGUUACCAAACAUGGGGGAAAGUCUGCAUUAGUGCUGAAACCUUUCAGGAUAUUGAUGAGUCUGUUAGACAAGCCUGAAAUAGGACCAGUCAUUUUAGAAAGUGUUCUUUUGUCUGUGUUUCGGUGUCUGUACAGAGAGACAGGUUUACUGCAUUCCAAGUAUAAAACAAACACUGAGUUAGGAACAGAAGGGGCUGAAGAUACAUUAAAACAGAGUAAAAGUAAUUUAAAUCCUGAGUCUAAGACUUACGGAGAGCUGAUUAAGACUGCUAACUUACUGUUUGGGACUUUUGAGCCAUACUUCAUUUGGGACUACAUUGCCAGGAUGUUUGAGGAAUCGUGUCAGAAAAUGGCGAGUGGUGAAGGACAGCUUCUGCAACGCCAGAGGUCUGUGAUGGAGAGUGACAUUCCUUCUCUGUCAGAACUCUGCACACUUGUCAACUACCUACUGGAAGUCAUCUCACUGGAGACUUUUCUGGAGACUCAGACAGAACAUCUGCCAGAUCUGUUGUACCGGGUAACGACGACCUUGACCAGUCACUGUACAAAGAUCAAGGAGACGGACAUCAAGUGUACAUUACAGCUAUGUAUCAAGCUCCUGGCCAAGGUCCAGCCCUCCAUGGAUGUCCUAGGUCUGGACACCACCAGCACUGAUGGAGUAAGUCUCAGAACUGACCAAACAUAUGGUCAGCAACUACUUCAUAAGAAACUUCCAUUGGUAUUUGAAGGAUACAGUGUGAGCAGUAUGUCUCAUCAAAGUGAUCAUUUGGACGGUCACAAAAAGUCGCAGACACCUGAAGCGAGGAGCAACAAGGAUAUCUCUGAUGACAGUUGUAAAGACAGACUUAUCAAUGGGAGUGGUGGUGUGAAUGGGCAUCUCGUUAAUGAUGAACCCACAACACAAUCUGAUCAGAGGCACAAGGACAUGGAUGAAACUGAGCCAAAUUGUGUUGAUGAUAAAAAUAUUUUGGAGGAAAAUGGAUGUGUGGUGUCAACGGAAAAUGGAGAAGAGAUAAAGGCAAAUGGAGAAGUUCAACCAAUGGUAAAUGGAAACAAUCAAACAUUUGAAAAGACAGAAGUUGAUUUAAAGGAAAGUGUUGAAAAUAAGUCGGAGGAAAGCAGAUUAGACAUCAGUCAGGCUUCAAAUGAAAAAGGAGGUGAUUCUUCUUUGGAACAGAACUCAUGGCACAAUUCAGGGAAGAGUUCUGCUACAACUAUGAUGCAGUCCUGUAUUGAGUGUUACAAGAACUUCUUCCACACCUACAUUACACAGAAGAUCUUCCAGGAUCCCAGCAUCAUUACCACCUGUAUCAAUCAAAUGAAAACAUCGACGGAGCAUCUGUGGUCUUACAGAGACGAGGACGACCUUGGUCUGCCUGUCGACCAGCCAGAGGAUCAGGGUAGAAACAAGGGGCCAAUAAGGGCCGACCACCUACAGAAGGAGACCUUACACACGUUUGAUUGUGCUUGUCGACUUUUGUUGGAUUUCACCAGCUUUCCAAUCUUUUGUACCGAUUUCAACAAAAUGUUCCAGCGAUCUUUCAAUGCAGGUGAGAAUGUGACCCUUCCGAUGUGGCUACAGGACCUGAUUGCCUGUGGCUGUUUCGUUGAGAGCUUUGAGGUGCAGUCUGCAGCUAUAGCAACAAUGAUUGACCUGAUCAUUGUUGCUAAGACGAUCCAAUCAGACAGCGAGAACAAAGUUGAUAUAGGUCGGGAAAGGUCAAAGUCUGUCGGUGAAGGAUCCCCAGUCUCAGUUGUGAUUAUGCCUGCACUGUUACCCAUCCAUCUUAAAUACCUGGGAGAGAAAACUACGUUUUACAAGAGCGUGGCCAGUAUACUGUGGGGAUACCUGGACGAGGCAACGCCCACUCAUCACCAGCAAACCGUACAGCUAUUCCAUCACUUACACCAGGUGACCCCAGACAGCUGGGUAUGUGAGGAUGUGAUUGGUCAUGCCCUGGUGUCCGAGGAGGAGGUUGAGCGUAUUGGAGCAUUCAAGAAGUUAACUGUUCUCUGGCAUCUGACAAGGGACAGCCGCUUAGAUCCCAACCCUGGACAACCUCCUCGUACAUUUGACAGGUCAAUGCUGGUGCUGCUGGACAGUCUGAAGGAGGAAAUAAGUGCUACCAAGACCAUCGCCACGACCUGGCUUACCCACGUUAUACAACGGGGCGACAUCUGUCGUGUCCUCAAUCCUCUCCUGUCUAUGCUCCUCCACCCAGACACUGCUAGGAUUUCUGUUCAACACAUCAAUGUACACAAGCCCAAAAAAGUACCAAUGAGCGAGGAGGAAGACAUUCCAGGAAAUGAAUCUCAGAUUUAUGCUAUCAGUAGUGAAGGUGGUAACAUAAUCUACCAUGUUAACUCCGCUAGUAAGCCAAUGUUAGGUAAACGAGCAGAUGAUGUGAAAUCUUUUGCACUCACUUCUAUGGACAAACAAGGUUCUGCCACGACUGCUCAAACGAGGCACCAACAGGAGAUGCACUUUGAUCGUGUCCGUCCCAGCGAUCUCAGCCUCUGCAUCAAUCCGUUCGGCUCGGAGAGUAGUCUGGAUAAGUUAGAAUUUGAAGGGUACGAGACACCUACUCAACAAGUAAAUCUAAAUGGAGCAACACGGCUAAAUCGUGAGACUUGUGCUAAGGAAGGUAUAUUCUUUGAUACAAAUGAAACUGGGUCACAGAGCUCUACUGAAACAAGCUGUCAACAAGAGGAUAGCCCAUUGUUAGCUGGAUCUGAGACAGUGAUUAAUGACAUUCUGAUGGAAGUCUUGAACAAUGUUGUUCCUCCUUCUUUAGAGAGUUCUGUUCCCCUUGAACAAGAUGAUCCAGACGACAUUGAGGAUUAUAUUUUAGAGGAUUUGGAUAGUACUGUUCCAAAAGAGUUUGAAUCAAAAGGAGGAAAUCGAGCACGGUUAUCCAGCGUGUCAUCAAAGACUAGUAGUGUUAUAGAGGACCAAGACAUUCUAAACACUGUGGAUAAUAGCGGCAUGGAUAUAGACUCUCCCACAGAGAGUGAAGUAGAUUUAGCAACUUCCCAGCCCACAGUCAGCGGACGAGACAGAAAUUUCAGUGACGUUCACCCACUGCAUAUGCACAUGCUAUUAUACACACAGAAGUAUGACCACAAACGAACAUUAUAUGCUUUAACCACAUUGAAAUCCAUGCUGGUCACUUGUCCAAGACUUGUGGUCACUGCUUUGGUGACUACAAGUAUUAGUGCAACAAGAACAUCGCAACUAGCCAAACUGCAACUUUUAUUGGCUCGUCAUAGAAAAUCAGUGUUUGGAAAAAACUUUUUUGGGGAUCUUCCCCCAGAGGUCAUGUCAAGUUACCGUAGUAACAUGUACAUUGAAGUCAUCAUAUCUGUAUGUUUAUAUUUUGUGAGGAGCUACUUUCCAAACCUGAUGAUAAGCAAGCUGUCAAAUGGUGAGUUGCUAGGCAACAAAGAAGUCCACAUCCUGGCUACUGAAAUACUGACCCUUUUAAUGUCGGAGCUGAUAGUUAUUAUGAAAGAAAGUGGGAAAAGUUUUGUGUCCUACAUCAAAGAUCUCCUGGUGAGGUGUAAACUGCAAAAAGCCCUGCUGCACUGCUGUCUUGCCUCUGUCUAUAACUUAAGAAAGAAAGACAAAAAUGUUGCUGUUACGUCGAAAAUUACUGAAGUUAUCAUAAGAUUCAAUGAAGAAAAUCUAGACCUGUCUGUUAACGAGACAUUUCAGAUCCGUCUGCUCAACUUAAUGCUGGUUCUUAUCAUGUUGGAGGGCAGCAUUGACAAAAGCUUUUCCGAUUUGUCUGAGGCUUCAGCGACAGUCACUUCUUCAACUGAAUGGGAACGUCCUCGGGUAAACUUCCAGCAGUCAUUACUCCAUGCCAGGUUCAUGAGCUCCCUUCCCAUAGUGCAUCAGAGGAUGUUCCUGUCAUGUGUUCUCAGUGCCAUGAAACAGUCACACAAUCGCCAUAUGCACCGUCACUGGGUUGCUAUGGUGACUUCUAGCCUGCCAUUCAUGGGUAAAGCCCUGCCCAGUAUUGUGAUGAAUGUGGUGGCCCAGCUUUGUCGCAACAUUGAGGUAGUGGCUGCCAAGUAUGAGGACCACACUGGAAUAAGAGGUCAGGAGAAGAUGCCACCUGACCACUUACUGACCAUCAUAGAGGGGAUGACCACCAUCUGUCAUUACUGUCUGCUGGACAAUGCCUCCCCAGUGUCCAUUGGCCUGCCUGCUCCAACCAGCAUCAACAUCACUACAGAAACAGGCAGUAGAGGACAGAUCUUCACCAACCUCAUCAAUGUCUUCAACCCUAUAGGGAGUAGUAGGGAGACGAGUCCCCAGAGAGAGACCCCUCUGGUACCCAUUAUGGACGCACGCCGAAGUCUUCUCAGCAUCAUGCCACGCAUCAUUGCCUGUCUCACCUCACUCUGGAAGGCUGUCAAGUUCGCGGAGGAGCAAGUUGGAGAUGAGAGCAAAUUUCAUCCUACCUGGAUCAUGGGAACGCCAAAAGUGGUCCGCCAGAAGAUCCUGGAGUUUUUGAGUCCAAUUUCACUGCCCCAUGGAAGCAACUUGCUGGCUGCUGUUGGAGUGGCCUGGAAUGACCGUACACGGAAAAAUGGAAUCUCAUAUAAGAAGGGAUCUGUACCAGCCACAGAUGACCAGCUACUACUAGUGGACCUGGUCAGUGCCAUCAGAGUCCUGCCUAUAGACACUCUCGUUCAGACGGUCAAGCAGGUGUUAAAACAGCCUCCGCCAACCAACCUCAGUAGAACCAGGAAGAAUGUACCUCUGGAGGUGAAUAUGCUCCAGUUUUUCUAUGCCUAUGUACAACAGACAUCAGCCAGUCAGCUGGUCGAUUCCUGGAACUCACUGUGUUCCUUGCUGCGAGACAGUCUGCAGCUUAAUCUCCUACCUCCUGGAAAAUUCAUACUCUUACAAAUUCUGAAUGAGUUUGUCCAGAAGAUGCCAUCAUUGGAGAACAAGAAAAAUCAGAAGGAGUUACAGGACAUCACACAGAAGUUAUUGGAGGCUGUAGGACUAAUUGCAGGUUCCUCACUGGAGCAGACCACCUGGCUCCGGCGGAAUCUGGCGGUCAAGCCUGGCCCACAGACUGACCGCCCAGAGAUGGAUGAUGAGGAUGUUGGUGAUGAUGUUGAGAUGGAUUCUGAAGCAGCAGCUAGAGAGAGGCGAGUGGUGGACCCCAAACUGACCAGUGCUGUUGACUCGAAGUACAGUGUUCAAGCUUUGUCCAUCUUGGCUGAGCUGACGUCUCCUCUAUUAGAUGUGGUGUACAGUAGUGAAGAGAAGGAUAAAAUUGCUCCAUUCCUGACAACCAUCAUGUACAACGUCUUCCCUUACCUCCGUAACCAUACAUCCCACAAUCUGCCGAGCUACAGAGCCUGUUCUCAGAUCCUGGCGAGUGUGAGUGGGUACCAGUACACCAGGAAGGCGUGGCGUCGGGAGGCCCUGGAAAUGCUGCUCGACCCCGGGUUUUUCCAGAUGGACCUCAAGUGUAUAGGUUAUUGGAGGAGCAUCAUCGAUAAUCUGAUGAUGCACGACAAAACCACAUUCAAAGAUUUAAUGGGCCGUGUGACGGUGACUCAGUCUGGGUCUCUAAGUCUAUUUAGCAGUAAGGAGAUGGAACUAGAACAAAGGAGUCACAUGCUUAAACGACUGGCCUUCACCAUCUUCUGUAGCGAGCCUGACCAAUACCAGAAGUCUAUGCCAGAAAUCCAAGAGCGUUUGGCCGAGAGCUUGCGACUGCCCCACCAAGUGCCAUCCAUCAUGGCUCAGGUGUUUGUUUGUUUCCGUGUGCUGAUCCUACGGAUGUCUUCCCACCAUCUCACCUCACUCUGGCCGACGGUCAUUACAGAAAUGGUCCAUGUAUUCAUGCAGAUAGAGCAAGAACUGUCCAACGACACGGAGGAGUAUAACCACAACAACGUUAGCCAGCGCCCGCGGAGUAACACCCAGCCCUGGACAAGGACCCAGAUCCAGAGGAUUGCAGCUUUAGACUCAACAUGGGCUCACUUUGGUAACGGUCUUAAUGCGCACAACAACCCUUCCUGGCUCCAGCUGUAUCUCAGUGUAUGUAAGCUGCUGGACCUGGCUCUAGCACUUCCUGCAGGUGUUGUACCUCAGUUCCAGCUGUAUCGCUGGGCCUUCAUUGGUGGGGCGGCAGCUGGAAACCAGGAGGAGGACGAAAACAAGGAAAACAGCAAAGACGAGAAGAAAGGAAAGAGGAAAGUUCAUCAGGCUCGAACGUUUGUACCUCACAUCAUACGUCUCACCAAACUCAUCAACGAUAGGACACGAGGGGCACUGCCUGUCCUGAAGCAGAUCCCAGGCCGACCUUUACUGACACAAACUUACCUGAGGUCCCUGACAGAGCUACAGCCAUUCUUCAACACACUUUGUUGUAGCCAGAACGAGAGCAAGUUUGUCAUUUCAAGGCGCCAUGACAAUGCCAACAGAACUAACCAAUCAGGCAACAGCUCCAAACAACAUCACCAAACAGCAAGGUUAUCAACAAUGCCAAGGUCUAAAUCUACCAUAGAGAUUGGAAAGAGUGCAGGGGCUCUGUCCGACCCUCCACUUCUCUCAAACACCAAAAACUGCAGACAGUACAUAGAAGAAAUGCUGGAGAGGGAUUUCUUGGAACCACUUUCUGACACUUAAAGGAAAUUUGUUUUUGUGGAAUUGGUGUUUUCUGUCAAAGA